This is a messenger RNA of Peromyscus leucopus (white-footed mouse), 4598 nucleotides long. It is a transcript of the gene Prr36, whose product is annotated as proline rich 36. Lineage: Eukaryota; Metazoa; Chordata; Mammalia; Rodentia; Cricetidae. The record is from RefSeq and is a predicted model, not a curated record.
AGUGCUUGAGAAGGGGGUGUCUCCAAGAGCUUGAGAAGGAGCAGGUGCAAGAGCUCGAGUAGGGCACUGUGAGGGUCCUCAAGGAAUCCCCCUCCUAAGCAUCUCUGGCUAGGUUGAACACAGCCACUGAAACAGGCCUCCCCCGGGGUGGUCCCGGCAAGGCAGCACGCGCACCUUCCUCGGAGGCGCGCCUCUUCUCUCAGCCCCCUCUGCGCGCUCCCGGCUGUGGCUCGAGCACGAGCGCGCGCAUCCUGGGCUCUCCCCGCCCGCGGCUGAGGGGCGGGGCCGCGGCCAGGCUCCCCAGGCACUGUCGCCUGCAGCCCCCUCCCCUUGCCUUCUCGACGCUCCCCGCCACCGCGGCUCCUGCCCGGCCCCACCCCAGGCGACCCUGCGUGGAGCGGCUCGUGGCCAGAGGCGUAGGUGCCUGGGGAACCUGAGGGAGGACGCUAGUGAAUCCCAUUCGGUGUGCACUCGGAGGCCCCUGAAUCUGGAAGUCCUGUUUGGGGGACUGGUCAUUUGGGUCUCCGAGAGGCGAGGCUACGGGAGCAAUAUGGACAAGAGGGAUAGGGUCAAGGCAGGAGCCGCCCCGCGGAUGUCAGCUUCACGACCCCCUGGCCUUCCGACCCCUAGGCCUCCUCCUGCAUCCCCUCGACCUCCUCCCCCUGUAACCACCGCAGCCCUUCGAGUCCUGGAAGCAAACGGAGCUAUUGGGCGAAGGCCCCUGGUAGAGCGAGCCGCGGGCGUCGGCAAAGCGGCUCUUCCACAGACCGCUGUUCAAGGGGCACCAGCGCGCAGCGCGGGGACAGGUCCUCGCAGCCCAGCCUCCAGGCCCCCAGCUUCUGUGAAAGGAGAGAGGGCCCCUAUGAAGAUCUCUGGCCAGGGUUCUAUUUCUAGCCCCGGGCGGGCCAGCAGUGGGAUCACCAGACCAGGCCCUGUUGUCCAGAAGGGACUCCCCCCGACGAAGGAACCUGUGGUCCGGAGUAAAGCACCAGAGGCACCCAAAAGGAAUGCUCUGAGCUCUGGGACACGAAAAGAUUCUUUAGGACCCACCUCAGGAACCUCCUCCCCUGCCACCACUCGUCGGUCCAGGGCCCCAGCUACAGAGGUGGGAAUUCCUCGAUCAGUUCCCAGUGCCCGGCAGCGUUCCCUGACCACCGAGGCCCCCAGGAAACCUGUGAGCAGAGCUGCAGAACCCAGUGCUCCGGAGCUGAGCCCAGCCUUCAGGAGGCGCGCUGCCGCUGGUGGCAGCCUGCAGAAGCCGGCCUCCCGUUCCCUGAGCUCCAGCGCUGCCCCUCAGCUCUCCCCAGCCCGCUCUGGGGUCUCUCCGCGUGUAACCCCCCGGGCUCCCGCGCACACCUCGCAGCAGCUCAAGUCGAAAGGGCAGCAAGCUCUGCGCCCACCCCAGACCACAGUCCCGAGGAAGGACAGAACCUCCGCACAGAGCCUGCUUCCUGGUUCAUCUUCAGUCACGCCCGCUCCACCUGCAGCCAGCACACCUCAGGCUUCCCCUGCUCAGGUCCCAGAGGAUCCACUGAAGGCCACGCUCCCUCCCUCUCCACCCGUCACCCCACCUCUACCUGCCUCUUCACAGGCAACACCCCCCCAUUCACAGGCCAUAAACGGCCCACCAUCACCUCCUCCACUUUCUCUGCAGAACCUCCCCUCUCCACCAGCCACGCCCCCUUUGCAAGCUCCACCCACAAGUCUGGGUACUGAAGAGGCCUCUGACUCACCCCCACCAAAGGCUGUGAUCUCCCCAUCGCUUUCACCCGGUGUACAGAGUAUGCCCUGCAACCAGGCUCCUUCAGCUCCGCUCCCUCAGGAGACUCUCUUGGCCACGUCUUUCUCACCUACGCCUCUACCUCUAGCCAUGCCUCCUCCACAAGUCCUUCCUUCUCCGCCAGUUUCUCCACAGAAUCAGCCUGCUCCCCUGGUCACACCCUCUCUACCCACUCUGUCCACUGCGCCCCCUUUCCCGGACAACCUUUCUGUGUCUCCGCCCCUUCUCCAGGCCACGCCCUCUAAUCUAACCACGCCGCCUUUGCAAGACCCUCUGUUUCUGGCCAUUUCUCCUCCAGUUUCUUCCUCUCCCUCCUCCUCACCACCUCGGUGUGUCCCGCCCUCUUCCGCGGGCACGCCUCCCCGGAGGCUCCCACCAUCUCUGAUUUUGCCCACUUUCCAGGCCUCUCCGUUGACACCCUCACUGGCCUCAUCGCCCCCGCAGGCCCCGCCUCCUCCUUCGGCCAAGGACCCACUCUCGGCCCCACUCUCUUUGGGCUCGCCCUCCCUGCAGGCCUCGCCUCCUUUCCUGCCUUCACCCCCUGGGCAGGCACACUCUCUACCCUCGCCUCCUUUGCAGGUGCCUUCUCUUGCUGCAUAUCCUUUGCCUGUUCCCUCGUCCCCGGCCUCACCCCCUCUGCCAGCUCUUCUCUCCCCUCCUGCCUCACCUCCUCUGGAGGGCACUCUUUCUCCCUCACCCUCACCUCCGUCUCCCUUGGCAACUACCCCACCAGAAGCCCCACCUUCCCUGGAUUCACCCACUCCUCUGACUUCACCCCCUCCGCAGGCCCCCUCUUCUCUGGCCUUGCCCUCCCUGCAGGCUCCCUCCUCCGCACUGGCCACAGCCGCACCUCCCCUGCAGGUCCCAAUCUUGGCUUUGCCUCCUCUAGAGACCCCUCCCUCUCCCCUGACCACGCCCCCUCCGCAGGCCUCUCCUGGCCUGACCUCGCCCCUUGUUCAGCCUCCUUCUCCUCCCGCCUCACCCCCACUGCAAGCCCCUCGUCGACCCCCGACCCCAGGCCCAGAUGUCCCGAUCUCAAGUCCACGGCUGACGCUGUCGCUGGCCCCUGCCCCGCCGCCGCCACCCUCGCGAAGCCCGUCCAGUACGCUGAGCGGCCCGGACCUGGCAGGCCACAGCAGCAGCGCCACGAGCACGCCGGAGGAGCUCCGUGGCUACGACAGCGGACCCGAGGGCUGCGCCACGGUCUCCCCGGCCGCGGACGCGGAGCUAGCGGCCUGCCACCCGGCCUCCUGGAGCCGAGGUCCUGCUCCACCGUUGGUAGUGCGCGGUGCUCCAGGAGUUCCCCUGCCGUGGCCUCCGGCUGCCUGCCCGGGUUCCUCUGACGGCCUGUGCACCAUCUACGAAGCUGAAGGACCGGAGUCGGUGGCCCCUACCCCUGGAUCCCUGGAUGCGGAACCGGAGCCUGAGCCGAGGCCGGGCUCUGGCGGUGGGAAGACAAGUGCUGCAGCAGGCUCAGGAGCAUCCUCGAGAAGCCCAAAGUCGGCUCGCCUCGGCGAGCUGCCGCUGGGGGCGCUGCAGGCAAGCGUCGUGCAGCACCUGCUGAGUCGGACGCUAUUGCUAGCGGCAGCUGAGGGUGCGGCUGCAGGCAGUGAAGGUGGCUCAGGAGGCGCAGGGGUUGGUGGUGUCCCGGGGGGAUCCCGGGCUCCGCUCAGCGACGCCGAAUUGGGCCGCUGGGCCGAACUGCUGUCUCCCCUGGACGAGUCACGUGCCAGCAUCACUUCGGUCACCAGCUUCUCCCCGGACGACGUGGCCUCCCCACAGGGUGAUUGGACUGUAGUGGAAGUGGAGACUUUUCACUGAGCCAGCCUCCAGCCCCACUCACCAUAUGCAUACCGCUUUAGAAUCCACCCCUCCGGUUACACCUCUUUUGUCUUAGUCUCUGCUCCCACUUCCCGAGACAACUGGAUGGAUUGGUUUUUACCUCUAGAGUUCUGUCUUUGCGCCCAGGCUGUGCUCCUAUCCUUCCUUGGCUUAAGCUUGGAAUGCAUCCACACCUAGGCCUAGGCCUUCCAUUUGAGCUCCUCUUUGGCCUAAGUCACAGCCCUUCUCUAAGGAACCACACCACACAGAAUGUUCAGUGGAUGAAUAGCCUCGCAUCCCAAUAGCCUCGUUUGCAGUAAAACCUGAGAUACUGGCGCCUGUGUGCCAUGGUGAUGGGAGCCGGGAAAGAGCCAGACAGGUAGCUGAUCAGUCAGUUUGAAGGGCCAGGCUACACCACACUCCUGGGUAUGCCUGAGUAAAUCGCAGUUCUGGCUGAACUGUGUGACUUUUCUACAGUAAGGGGGCUGGUGAGAUGGUGCCUACAAUGGUCUUGUGUUCUUUUGGUUCACACUUCUAAUGAAAAUGUUAGACCCAGGAAGGCCUGAGUGGAUGAGCUGGUGACCAAACUGGAGAGCCACCAAAGCUCUUCUUACCCUGGAUGUGGGGUAAUUUGCACUCCUGGGUACCCCUUGCUACAGCCCCUUUGCCCUAUGUGCAUCCCUUCUCUCUCGUGCUUGAGGGUUGGGCCUGGAGGAUGAACUUGAGUGGAGAGGAAUGGUGAGUCCUUGACUUCCUCUGUUACUUCUCCCUCUGUGAUGGGUUAGCUUGCUUGGGCUGAGGUGGGAGCCCCUACCCAUUGUGGGUGGCAUCAUUCCCUGGCUGGGACCCUGGACUGUGUAAGCAGAGAGCUGGGCAGCAGCAUACACUCACUGCUCUUUGUGACUAGCUGCUUCCAGUUCUCGUUGCCUUGAUUUCCCACAGUGACAGACUGUGCCCUGAACUGUGAGCCAGAAUAAAUCCUUUCUCUCUCCCUUAA